Drosophila simulans is the source of this 3608-nucleotide messenger RNA. It is a transcript of the gene gro, whose product is annotated as protein groucho. The transcript is spliced from 14 exons. Gene Ontology annotation, biological process: regulation of DNA-templated transcription; negative regulation of canonical Wnt signaling pathway. Gene Ontology annotation, molecular function: protein binding; transcription corepressor activity. NCBI's taxonomy places the organism in Eukaryota, Metazoa, Arthropoda, Insecta, Diptera, Drosophilidae. The coding region runs from base 665 to 2857 and encodes 730 amino acids. The record is from RefSeq and is a predicted model, not a curated record. Gene Ontology annotation, cellular component: nucleus; transcription regulator complex.
GCCAUUUACAAGCCGCGUUUGUACAGCGAGUGCGCGUGUAGUAGAGCCGGAGAGAGAGCCGCUGCGUGUGUGUGUGCCUGUGAGAGAGCGAGAGAGCGCCGCCGCCAAAGCUGCCCAACACAUACACGAAUGUCAGACACUUCGCGGUCGGUCGGCAGAAACAGGCAAUUUUAUACGGGCGAAAAGUUACAAAAAAUAAUUUACCCACUUUUCGGUGGCGAAAACGAAGAAACUGUAAAAAAUGGACCAGAGAUUUAAGUGCAAAACAUAGAAACAUCUUGCGAUAAAGCGUGCUAAUCCGGGGCAUAAAACUGGAUAUGUAAAAUGCGAAGUAGCCCGGACAUGGAGAGCCACUAAGUGCCGGUUCCGUUUGCGGGAAUACCAAUAAAGCGGAUCAACUGCCAUCGAAAAAUAUUAUAAAAAAAAAAAAAACAGAAGAAAAAGAAUAGCUAAGAAAAAACAAGUACCAUAAAACGCUGGCAAGCAGAUCUUAGUCCACAUUUUGCGAGGAGUUUCUGUGCAGGAGUGGAGUGCUCAGGGAUAACCGGAAGGAAGGAAGCGGCGUGCGUAGCAGGAGGAGCAGCAGGACUUCCGCUCCGGCAAAUCGGUGUCCACCUCGGAACUAUCGCUCUUGAUCUAGCCGGCAACAUACCAGCCUAACAACAUGUAUCCCUCACCGGUGCGCCACCCCGCCGCCGGGGGACCACCACCUCAGGGUCCAAUCAAGUUCACCAUCGCCGACACACUGGAACGCAUCAAGGAGGAGUUCAACUUCCUGCAGGCGCAGUACCACAGCAUCAAAUUGGAGUGCGAGAAGCUGUCGAACGAGAAGACGGAGAUGCAGCGCCAUUAUGUUAUGUACUACGAGAUGUCCUAUGGCCUUAACGUGGAGAUGCACAAGCAGACGGAGAUCGCCAAGCGGCUGAACACACUGAUCAACCAGCUACUUCCAUUCCUUCAGGCCGACCACCAGCAGCAAGUGCUGCAGGCGGUGGAGCGGGCGAAGCAGGUGACCAUGCAGGAGCUCAACCUGAUCAUUGGGCAUCAGCAGCAACAUGGAAUUCAGCAACUUUUACAACAGAUCCACGCCCAGCAGGUGCCAGGCGGACCACCUCAGCCGAUGGGCGCACUGAAUCCGUUUGGCGCCCUGGGCGCCACCAUGGGCCUGCCACACGGACCGCAAGGUCUGCUGAACAAACCGCCCGAACACCACAGGCCGGACAUCAAGCCGACGGGUCUGGAGGGGCCAGCAGCCGCCGAGGAGCGAUUGCGCAAUUCGGUUUCGCCGGCCGAUCGUGAGAAGUACCGCACACGCUCGCCGCUGGACAUCGAGAACGACUCGAAGCGUCGAAAAGAUGAGAAACUGCAAGAGGAUGAAGGCGAGAAAAGCGAUCAAGAUUUAGUCGUAGAUGUUGCAAAUGAAAUGGAAUCCCACUCACCGCGUCCCAACGGCGAGCACGUGUCAAUGGAGGUGCGCGAUCGGGAAAGCUUGAAUGGCGAGCGCCUGGAGAAGCCAAGCAGUAGUGGCAUCAAGCAGGAACGGCCGCCCUCACGCUCCGGCUCCAGUUCUUCACGUUCCACACCCAGCCUCAAGACAAAAGAUAUGGAAAAGCCGGGUACACCGGGCGCCAAGGCACGCACACCGACACCGAACGCCGCUGCUCCGGCGCCAGGUGUUAAUCCUAAACAAAUGAUGCCGCAGGGACCACCGCCAGCCGGAUAUCCGGGUGCACCGUAUCAGAGGCCGGCCGAUCCCUACCAGCGUCCACCGUCAGAUCCAGCCUAUGGACGACCGCCACCAAUGCCGUACGAUCCGCACGCCCAUGUGCGAACCAAUGGCAUUCCACAUCCCUCGGCCCUAACGGGUGGAAAGCCUGCAUACUCUUUCCAUAUGAACGGCGAGGGUAGUCUACAACCGGUGCCGUUCCCGCCGGACGCGUUGGUGGGCGUUGGAAUUCCGCGGCACGCCCGGCAGAUCAAUACGCUGUCGCAUGGAGAGGUCGUCUGUGCGGUAACCAUCUCCAAUCCCACAAAGUACGUGUACACGGGCGGCAAGGGCUGCGUCAAGGUAUGGGACAUCUCGCAACCGGGCAACAAGAAUCCAGUCAGCCAGCUGGAUUGUCUGCAGCGCGACAACUACAUCCGCUCGGUGAAGCUGCUGCCCGACGGCCGUACGCUGAUCGUGGGCGGUGAGGCGUCCAACCUGUCCAUCUGGGAUCUGGCCAGUCCGACGCCUCGCAUAAAGGCGGAACUAACAUCGGCGGCGCCCGCCUGCUACGCUCUGGCCAUUAGCCCUGACUCGAAGGUGUGCUUCUCGUGCUGCAGCGACGGCAACAUCGCCGUGUGGGACCUGCACAACGAGAUCCUGGUGCGCCAGUUCCAGGGCCAUACCGACGGCGCCUCAUGCAUCGACAUCAGUCCGGAUGGCUCCAGGCUGUGGACGGGCGGCUUAGACAACACGGUGCGCUCCUGGGAUCUGCGCGAGGGUCGCCAGCUGCAACAGCACGACUUUAGCUCUCAAAUAUUCUCGCUCGGCUACUGUCCCACAGGCGACUGGCUGGCUGUGGGUAUGGAGAACUCGCAUGUGGAGGUGCUGCACGCAUCGAAACCGGACAAGUAUCAACUGCAUCUGCACGAGAGCUGCGUUCUGUCGCUGCGCUUUGCCGCCUGCGGCAAAUGGUUCGUUUCCACCGGCAAAGACAACCUGCUUAACGCAUGGCGAACACCCUACGGUGCCAGCAUAUUCCAGUCGAAGGAAACAUCAUCCGUACUUAGCUGCGACAUAUCAACUGACGACAAAUACAUUGUGACGGGUUCGGGCGAUAAGAAGGCUACUGUCUACGAAGUUAUUUAUUAAAUCCACAAAACCAUGCAGUUUUUUCAUUUUGUAAUAAGCUCGUAUAGUUUUUAUUACAACAAAAAGCGAUUAACUACAACAAACAACAUGUUCGAAAUCAUGCAAAUAACAACAACAAAAACAACAACAGCAGCGGCAUCGGCAGUAAAACGAAAAAAAAAGAAAAGAAAAGCGGCAGUAGCAACGCAUCAAAAAGCGAAGCAAAAAUGAAAAUUCUAUAAUAUAUAUACAAAAAAGGAAAACUAAAUUUUAAUCGUAAUUGUAGCUACUAAGCCUAAUCUAAGUCCAAUAAAUAAAAACAAACCAACAAGUUGAACACACACAAAUUGCAAGUAAACAAGAAUUCAAGUAAAAUGAGAACCAGAGCGAAAUAAAAUGAUAAUGCAUGCGAGCAACAGAAACGAGUAUGUUGUAAAAUUAACAAAAUGAAACCGGAAACAGAAACAGAAAAAGUCGGCGAUACCUACCUACGUUCAUCUUAACAUAAAAACAAAUAGGAGGAUAAGUGGAAUAGUCAUUGCAAUUGCAGGAGCGUUGAGAUUAUGAUUACCAGCUGAGCAAAAGGAGUUAAAUACAAAUACGAUGCGAGUGCUUUUAGUUUGUUUUAUGUGAGCGUAAGUUUUUGUAAUUUAGCUGACAAGUCAGACAGCGAAUGCAACAACAAAUGUAAUUUUAAGUUGUCAGUUUCCUUACCUCCCAACGCCCCUCCAAACACACACCACACACAAACACCCACACACGAAAAACACAA